Messenger RNA from Trichoderma asperellum CBS 433.97, 183 nucleotides. NCBI's taxonomy places the organism in Eukaryota, Fungi, Ascomycota, Sordariomycetes, Hypocreales, Hypocreaceae. The record is from RefSeq and is a predicted model, not a curated record.
GGCCAUCAUCCUUUUUGGCCAGAUGUCCCAGACGCCGCUCAGAUCCUUGUCCAGUGUAAGAGGCCCAGAACGUCUCAUAGCGACGGUGAAUGCAGUCCUCAGGCUAUCGAGGCCAUCAGCACUUCGGUUAGCUGGGCUGGAGCGGACUUGUGGCUCAAAGGCCAAGGCCUACAGUUAUAUUGA